AUAACUUUAGGCUUCAUUUAGCUUCCCGUAGGUAGAUUCACGUCUCUGCACAGAUGAAGUUACUGAAAUCAAUAGAGCUGAGGCACAAGGGGGUCAGUCUGCGCAGUGCUCCUCUGAUUUCACGAGCAAAGCACUCGCUGCUGGGUCCAAGCUUCCAUCUGUGUUGGGUUUUAAAAGGUUUCUCUGCUCUAGAAUAAACUAUGAAAGCCCUUGAUUAAGUCAUUACGAUGCGUAAUUCCCUGGCAUGCCAAGAAUCUGGUCCCAAAUUGACACAAAGACAAGUCUACUAAGGACGAACGGGUGUUCUGGGUUUUAUUGUGAAAACUCCAAAUGACGUAUGCUGAACUGCUGGUGCAGAGUUUAGUUGCUCGUGCUACUGAUAGCCAUUGAAAUGCCUCACUGAUUAAAUGUGAUUGCAACAAAGGAUGACCACAGUCCUGCAUCUGUUUCUUUGGGAAGCCAGCCUGGUGCUUUGAGCAGGCUCAGCGCUUCUCCCAGCACUCAUGAGCUGAGGCAGGAGACUCCUCUUGAGUUUCAGGGGUCAAACAGUCAGCACAAGGCAAUCAUGCUUCCAGCUGGGGCACUCAGGUAUUGCUUUACCGUCCAGAACAUUCAGCACAAACAGCAAAUACUUUGCAUUGAGAUUAACUGAAAGUGUGCAGAAGAGCUCAUCUUUCUGAAAGACCCCAUCAUUUGGGGGUGUGAGCAGACUCCAUUAUCAGCAUCAUUACUAACACACUUCCAGCUUCUGUGCUACACUCCCUGGAUGAACCAAGGGCUUGAUAUACUGACACAAAGGGACAUUAGAUUUCCGAGUUCUUCCUGGCACUGGGCUAAUGCAGGACAUUUUAUUCUAAACAAACAGUUCCAUAUCUUAGGUUGUAAGCAGACAGAAUUAAUUUAAUACCAAAUUUUAGACUCUUUGAAAGUCUUACCAAACUGCAAUGUAGUCUGAGCCUUCCUGCUAUGUUAGGUGAAGGACUUAAAAAAUCCAGAAAUGUGAUAAAGGCCAGUCUCUAAGCACCACAACAAUUUCAUGCAAAUACACAAUUGAGGAGGUAAAUAAAAAAAAUUGUGGCAAAAUUACUGAAUUAGGGUUCAGAAAUGUGUUUUAACAUAAAUCUUUAUUUUGAGCAUAUGAAACUUGCUAAAUUCAUGCUACACAUUCAUGUCCUAAACAUAAUUCCUAUUCAAAGCAGAUCUAGAUUGAUUAUAACAGACAAAAAUAUCUGCACGCUGUUGAAUUUUUUAAACAUGAUUUAAAAUAAUUCAAGACAAUUUGAAAGGGGAAUAAAAAUAAAUGCACUCUCAGAGUGGACCCUGCAUGUAAAACAAAGUAACAGUGAGUUACAAACUUCCCUGAAGAGUGAUUUAUGGUAUAGAAAUACCAGUGCUGCUACAACUCUCUUCUAUACAGUAAUGAGUAGAUAUCAUGAAAAGGGGACUAAAGUGAUUUAUUUAAAAGAUACACUAUCUUCUAAAGGCAACAUAUUUAAUCUAUGGAUCACCAACCCUUCAGCCAGUGCAAAGGUUUCUGGUAUUAUCAGGAGCAGAUGCAGGCUUGAUCUAAAUGAGGGAGAAGCAUGGAAGCAAGCACACUCCUGGAGGGCUGAGGCCACAGCUGUCUCAGAUGUGUGCCACCACAUUUUAAAUGUCACCACAAAUUAGAGUAUCUUUAAAGCACUGAUGCAGCUGAUGUUGAAUGCCUGUCCCUCCUGAUAUCACUACAUCCAGAGAUACAGAUCAAAAUGAAAACUGCAGAUCAAAAUACAAAUGGACCUUGCCGAUGUUGACAUUGGACUCACUAUAAAGGAAUGAGCCAAAAGUCAAGAGCACUCUUGCCUUAUGGCAGUGGAGAUCACACGAAAUUUUGGUUAUCACGGUGAGCUAUGAGCCCUUAACUUAUUUCAUGGAUAUUUACAAUCAGAUCUUUUUUUUUCUUUUUUCUUUUUUUUUCUUUUUUCCUUUUUCCACUUCUAGAAACAAGUACUUUCAGCAGUGAAGCUGGAUUCAGCCUGAAGUUUUCCACUGGGAUCUGCAAGGUCUUGCUAAGCUUCAACCAAGACUGGUAAGUAGGUAAGUAAGCCUUACUUUUUUGAAGGUAAAGUAGCCUUAUUUUUCCAUAGCUCGUUGCCAACAAUCUAUGACUCCUUGUUCAAAUUAUCCUAAUCCCGGACAAACAUUUGGAAAGGCUCGUGAGAACUUGGAGCAAACAUGUGUCCAUGCACAUGGGCACGAUGACACGUGGCACACGAAUGGUGGAGCAGUGUGCUUGGCUGCUCUCUUGACUCAUGAUGAUGAGAGAGGUUUGGAUCCACAAGAAGCCAAGUUCUGAGCUGAGUUACCAGAGGAAGUCACAGGGCAGUGGUUGGACCCUGAAUAACACAGCCAAAUUGCUGUGUGGUAUUUGGGGAAUGGGAGAGAGCUUGUGCUGUAUUGCUCAGCACACAAGGGCUAUUCUGCACUGCCCUACAGCUCAGCAGAAGGCUCCUAGGUUAGAGUAUGCUGGGGACUGCUCCUGCUUUCCAACUGGCCUAGAAUAUCUCAGCUGGCCUAAUAGAUGCAAAUAUAUCUGCAACCCUCCUUUCCAUCCUGGUGCUCAUCUUGUGUGCUCCGUCAGCACCUCCUGAGAUACACAGCACAAAAGCUGGCUCCAAGUGUCUGUUUCAGUUGCCACAGAAUUUGAGAUCUAGGAUCCUUAGGAGUCUCAGCGUUGCAGUGCUGUGGCUCUGUGCUGCUCAGAAUCCCAGAGCACUGACUUGGUGUUGGCACCCAGGAGGGAUGAGGAGCUGAGCCUGCAGCCAAGACGGCUGCGACUAGGUGGCAGCACUCCACUGGGCAAACCGAGCCGGGACCUCAGCGAGAGCCAACUGCAACUGGAAGGAAAGACUGCAUAUCCACAUCUGUAGGAAAAUGGAGUCGAGCAGAAGUGACCAAACCCUCCCUUACAUCAGGGCUGUGUGGGACAGCUGGAAUGUUAAAAGCGAACUGAGCAGUUCUUUUGCAAUGAAACUCAAUGCCACACACACACACAUUUGGACAUCAGAAAGGGAAGAAAACCAGAAAAAAUCUGUCAGAACUUUCUCAAAAACUCAGACUGUUCCUCCAGACAAAGCCUGGCUGCCUUAGAAGAGUUCACAGCUCCCAAAUUCACCUGGAACUGGAGCAGCUCUGGCAAGGCAGAUGCAGCACAAACAGCUCCAAGGAGCUCGUGUCAUUUUGGCUUAGUUUUGUUUGAAACAAGAUAAGAUACCAUCAUUUCUUACCAGUCAAUUUUAUGAGAAUCUGUCAACUCACUUCCCAUCUGUGCUGGAAAAUAAGCCUUUUCAGGUUAGGUGAGAAUGUGGAGUCAAAUCCACAGAGCAUGGAUUUAAAUUAAAGUAUUUGAAGUCCCUGGCUUGCCAGCUAGCAAGGAGAGGGUUUGCAUUUGAGCUUCCAAGUCAGGCAGGUUUUUAUUUCAAUGGUAUUGUCAACAUUUAUCAUGUAUAAAAGAGAAAGUACAUAGAGGCAAGAGGAAAAGAGGGGAACAGCAAGAGUACACAAUAUGCAUUACUGAGGAGAUAGAGCAGGUAGGAAUAAGAAUGGAGACACAUUAUGCUAAAGGUAUUUGCUUAUAAGUACAAAACGUGAAUAAAAUCUGGUAGGAUAAAGGAAGGCACUGCCUAGCAUAGAUAAUGAGAAUCAGACCCACUACGAUGCAGGUAAGAGACCUAAAGCUGACUUCUUACAGUGCUCAGAGCUGAACAGUAGAGCUUGGGAAGGUAGGGCUAUGUGCUCUGGUCUAACCUUAUAAAUACAUAUAUAUACAUAUACACACAUACACAUACACAUAUAUAUACACAUACUAAGACAUAGCAACUGUCACAGCUACUAAACACCCAGCACUUGGAAUCACACCCUGCACAGCAUAUUAUUGAAAAGAAAAUGUGUCUGACAUGGAGGUCAACAGGCUUGGGGCAGCUUCAACAGCCACAUCCCAAAUUCUGGCCACCAGUGUCACACCUUGCUGCUAAAGGUGUCUGCUUAGAGCUGCCAUCCCUCUUCUGGAAGCUGAGCACUGAGCUUUACCUUGCAGCCCUGCAAGAGAUCAAGGGGCUGGAAGUGCAGCAUUUGCACCCAAAUUGCUAAAGUAUUAACAUGGAUUUCUUUCAAUAGUGGUGACAUAUUCAUAGCCUUAUCUGAUCACUCCUUUCAGAAUCCUAAAUGCUCCACUAAUGAAGAAAUAUCAGCCUCUGCCUGUGUUAUGAUGCUGUAGGUGGUGGAAAAAACAAAACCUGUCUCCUCAAGUACUGUUCACUGUCCCCAUGUUCAAGGAUUACUUGUAUUCAGAAUGAAUACAUAAGGCUUUUCAUUAAUCGAUUACUGAGAGAGUCAGGAGUGAUUUACAACCUCAUAGAAUGUGCUAUAUUGAAGAAGGGUUCUCAUGAUUUUUCCUCAAGUACUUCUUGCAGCCCUGUUUGCAGCAAGCACUUGACAGGAGAGGAGCUGAGCAGAGCCAUGCUACCCCAUCCCAGAAAUUUUUGCCCAGGUUUAGUUGAAUUGGAAGAGUUAAGAACCAUCUUUUUUUUUUUUUUUUUCCUUUUUUUUCUUCUAUUUGCAUUCCCCCCACACCCUCCCCAAAAAAUGUUGGCAGUUUGCUGACACCGCUGAGCAUAACAGAGGCAAAGCCAAUCUGCCAAAGCAGCAGCUGGAGGUGUGGGAUGGAGAACACCUCUGAACCUUCAAAGUGAGCUCUGGUUGGUAAGACAGUGUGUGUGAAGGGGACAGCUAGCUUCCCACCCCAACCCAAUGCUGCCACUGGGUAGCAUCCAACACGUGAGUUUUUCCAGCUUAUCUCCCUCCCAAACCCAUUCUGAGCACAGUGAACAUGGUACCAGCCAGCUCUGCUUCCAACAGAAAGUGAGUCAAAUAUUUUCCUUGUAACCAAAGGAAAGCCCAAAGGUCUGGGCUACACUGAUGAUGAUGGCUUGAGGUUUCAAACCUCGCUGCACAUGGAAAAUUACGGUGUCAGUCUGAGCCAGGUUCACCACAUACAGAAGAAAAACCCUGAGAAGGAAGUGGAAAGUAUGCUUUUCUAAUCAAUGGUUUUCUGCAAAACUGAAGUCAGAGCAGCAGCAUACACAAUCUGGGGGGGACGAAUCAGACCUAUAAAUACAGCACAUUUGCAUCACAGCUCUAGAUAGGCUUUGCUCCAGUGUGAUCAGCUGCUCUGAAGUCUUUGCAGUGGGAUGAAACUCCCUUGCGACAGUUUCACCCUUUAGCAAAGUCAGAACUGGUUGUCAAGAAAGAGAGGGUUUUACACCUCUGCCUCUUUUCCCCUCAAAAAACUGCUUGAUCAAAACAUAGAAUUGAAGAGUUGCCACUGUAGGUAUCAUACUAAUUUUGUUAUUUGUCAAGAAAGAAUCAGGUAUCACACAUCACCAGCUUCACCUCGUAUUUUCUACCUCAUGUUCUGACACACUGACUGCAUUAGCAUUGUCUUUUAUACUCAAAAUAUUUUUCACACCAAAUUCCCUGUGGGGGAAAGAAAUCUUUGAAGCCACCCAUUCAAAUCUUCAAAGAAGGACCUUGAAGAGCACUCAUAGAGUGUGAGAAAGUUUGGAGAAGGAGAUCAUGCUAAAAAGUUGGUUUUCCCCUUUUGCUUUCCAUACUUUUACCACUGCUGAGCUUCCUCUGCCAGUCGUUACAUAAAGCUCCCUGAUGGAAAAGCUUUAUCCGUUUCUCCAUGUUGCAAACUUCUACCAGAUUCUUCCAAAAUUUGUGACAGAACUGACCCACACGCAGUGGGUCUGCAUUGCAGACUGCAGCUUUAACCACUGGCAAUGAAGAGAUUUGGGGUGCAGGAUGUUGGGGGUUAAGAGCAGACUGCAUGUUCCUAUGGCAUGCACAUUUCAAGACAUUUUUUAAAGCUGAAUCUCUAUUAGUGUUACAUAGAAAAAAAAGACCCUAGGAAAUGCAAACUUAUACUGCUGAAGAAUGUGGUAAAAGAUGGCAGAUUUCAGUUUUAGAGUCAUACUGCCUAUGAAAAUAAUAAAUCACUCAACAAAACUGUCUUCUCCCUGGAGCAGACAUUUGUCUUUCAUUUCCGCUAUGACAUAUUCACAGCCUACACAAACAUUAAGUCAUUACAUUUGAACAGGAACUUUGUGGUAAAACCAAAAAAUUCCAUCAAAACCAGAAGAUACAAAGCUGUGUGCAUGUCCUGUGGCUGCUCAUUAUUGAGCCUGAUUAAGAGCAGCACACCGCUCUCUGAGCUUCGUACUAAAUGGAAACUGCUGAGUUCUAUUAUGUUUAUUAUUUAGCUCAAGAUUAUCUGCAAUAUGUGCUUCAGGAAUCACAUCUUGGACCAGCCCAAACCAGAGUUGCUCAUGUCUUGCGAAACAUUGCAUCCUCACUCCAAGAUCAGACAGAGGAGGCUCUCAGACCCUUCUUGGACAGGAUCGAUAUUACCUCCGUAGAUGUUGCCAAGAGAAUUUUCAAUGGAGUCAUGGAAGAAAAAUUUGCUGAUGGAAAUACUAACUGGGGACGAAUUAUGACCAUAUUUACUUUUGGAGGUCUUCUCACCAAGAAGCUUCAAGAGCAUGGAGUUCAGCUCACUGGAGAGGAGAAGGAGCAGAUUUCUUAUUUCAUCACAGAGUACAUCAUAAAUAACAAAGCCGCAUGGAUAGAUGCAAACGGUGGCUGGGAAAACGGUUUCCUAACAAAGUUUGAAAGAAGAUCACCACUAUCUUUCUCUACAAUUACAGACAUAUUUGCAGCUGUUUUUUCCUUGUUCAGAGAGUACUACUGAAAUAAAUGGACCUGCUUGCUGCCACAAGCUUCAUUGCUGAGUUUUCCUCCAAGCAGUAUCAACUAGAAAAUAACCUCCCUGCAUAAUUUGUUUUUAAUUUAUUUCUAUUUAUUUUGACUAAUGCAAUGUCUAACACACUCUCCUAAUUGUCAAAACUAAAGAAAAGAUGCUUCUGAAGAGGAAUCAACACUGCAAUGUGCAGCAAUGUAAGCCAACCUUUCCAGGCACAACUGCUUUGAGAGAGAGAUAGUCCUUUGCAUCCAGACAGCUCUUGGAAUCUCUGUUGCACCUCCAAUGAAAGGACAUUGUCUUACUGAAUUACAAUCCAAUGGGUUAGGAAACAAGUUUUAAUCUCAUUUGUUUUGUAAAUGAAAUACUACUGUAAUGCAUUUUUAUUGCAACAUUUGUAUAAGCAAAAGGGGGGGAUUUCUGAGGAGAAAAAGGAAAUGCAAAUUGCAGUGUAAAAGUGGGUACAAGUUACUGAUCCAGACAAAGCAAUCUUAAUGUGAAGAACAACUUGUGGAAGCCAGCAGUUUAAAAAUGUGCACUCACUUACUGUAAAUGCAAUGGUAUGUGUUUCUUUGUUCUAUUUUUAAUUGCUCAUAUCUACACUGACCUUUUGAAAUUUUGUAAUGCAGUCACCUGGCUGGACUUUUCAAAACUAGAUUUUUUAAAGAGAGAAGUACAAAUUAUUCUGAUUUUUUACAGUGUAGCUACACUAAUAUUUUUGGGAAAAAAAUUAAAAUAUGUAUUUUCAAAUCUUAUGGUGGGCCUCAUCUGUCUCAGAAAAAAAUGUAGGAUGGGAGAAGGGGGGAAGAUCUACCUCGUUAAGGUAACUCAUGAAAGCUGUUAGAGAGCCACUGGAAAUUCUAAAUAAUACAUGGGUUAGAAGUGAAGACCAAGAAUGUCAAUACUACAUUUGCUGUAGUGCUCAAGUAUGAUAUGGUAGUUUAUAAAAGCAACAGACCAGUUUUCAUAAAAUAAAUGAUCUGAAUCAACUUUGAUGACAGAAAUGAGUGUUUUGGGUUACGCUGCCAAGUCAGCAAAUUCACAAGUAGCCCUAACAGAUUUCCAGACCUUUAUAGUCUGGGGCAACUAUUAUUUUGACUCAAGCACCAUUUGAUUUGAAACUUUUAACAGUAGUUUUUCACUGAUUCAUUCUAGAAGGGUGUUCUUUAGCUGUGCUGACUGUACUACAUUUGGGAGCCAAGGUAGCACUGGGCCUGUGCUCGCAGCAGCAACAUUCUGAGAUAAAUGCUCUGUAUCACCAAGGCCUUAUGACACUGGCAGAAUGAACCAGCCUUCUUCUGGUAAUGGGUUCUCCAGCCAACUUGGUGGCUUUAACUACACACACAGAUGUUAACAUCUGCCAGAAACUGUAUCACUUCCUCUUCCAUGAAAGCAAGAGAGAUGAUUUAGCAUUCAUAGCUGGACUUCAGCUGGCCUCCUUUUCAGUGUCUAAAGAGGGACUGUAAAAAAGGAGACAGACUCUUUAGCAGGGUCUGUUGUGAUUGGACAAGAGGAA
Messenger RNA from Phasianus colchicus (ring-necked pheasant), 8315 nucleotides. RefSeq names its product BCL2 related protein A1 (gene BCL2A1). The record is from RefSeq and is a predicted model, not a curated record. Gene Ontology annotation, cellular component: mitochondrial outer membrane. Gene Ontology annotation, biological process: release of cytochrome c from mitochondria; extrinsic apoptotic signaling pathway in absence of ligand; mitochondrial fusion. Gene Ontology annotation, molecular function: BH domain binding; channel activity. Lineage: Eukaryota; Metazoa; Chordata; Aves; Galliformes; Phasianidae.